UUCGAGCGGGCGGCGGCGCGCCUGCCGGGGCUGGUGGGGGUGGCCAGCAAGGAGCAGCUGCUCUACCUGUAUGCGCGAUACAAGCAGGUCAAAUUUGGGACCUGUAACACUCCAAAGCCCAGCUUCUUUGAUUUUGAGGGGAAGCAGAAAUGGGAAGCAUGGAAAGCACUGGGAGAUUCAAGUCCUCACCAGGCUAUGCAGGAGUACAUUGCCACAGUGAGAAAACUGGAUCCCAGCUGGAAUCCUCAGACCACAGAGAAGAAAGGAAAAGGAGGAAAAACCACAUUUGGAGGCCCAGUUGUCAGCUCACUGUAUCAAGAAGAAACCAUCAGGGAGGAGGACAAGAACAUAUUUGAUUACUGCAGAGAAAACAACAUUGACCGUGUAACUAAAGCUAUCCAAUCAAAAAAAGUGGAUGUGAAUUUGAAAGAUGAGGAGGGCAGGGCUCUGCUCCAUUGGGCUUGUGACAGAGGACACAAGGAGCUGGUCUCGGUACUGCUGCAUCAUGCAGCUGAUGUUAACAGCCAGGAUAAUGAAGGCCAGACAGCACUGCAUUAUGCCUCUGCCUGCGAGUUCGUUGACAUUGUGGAGCUGCUGCUGAUGUCUGGGGCAGACCCCACUCUCCAGGACCAAGACGGCUGCCUGCCGGAGGAAGUGACAGACUGUAAAGCGAUCACAUCCAUGCUGCAGCAGCACACAACUGGCAAAACCUAGCCAAAAGGCUGGGUGACUGCGGACAACAUCAGCUUAGUGCUUUGAGAAUGGACGAACUCUGCAAUACCCCCCACCCUGUCCUUCACGAUCCUCUUCCAUAUGCAUUGGUUUUUUUUGAGAAAGGCACAUAAUAGUCAGGUGGUUGGGGUCUGGCAAGUCUGGCUUACGUCUUUGGACUGGCGAUGGUAUUGGAUAUGUAUUCUGCAUAAAAGGAUUCAGGUUUGCAUGCUCUGGAAUUUAUCACUGUUCUUGUGGGGAGGGGACUCUAAACAACAUUUUAUUGUAUUAAACAUGGCUGCUCAUUUGGAAAAUGUAUAUGAUUAGUGACUGUUGAACAGAUCAGCUCUGAAGAUUCAGGUGUGACCAAAUGGGACCCAUGGGGAGAUCAGGUAUGGUAAGGUUUGUUUAGUCCUGUCAGGAAGCCAAGCUGAUUUUCCCUGGGCCUGACCAAAUGCCAUAAAUAAAAGCAAGAGCAGAAUAUGAAAAUGGUCUGACUUUUUUGCGGGGGGAUGACCAGACUCCUGCAAAGCUGGCGGAAUGGAGGCCUUUCACAAACCCUUACCCUGCAAAUAAAGCCUGAGCAUUCUUCUGAUCAGCUCAGGGAAAUAAGCAUUUUCUUUUGCUUGGGUCCCGCUGUAUCACAAAUAUAAAGUAUCGUAGGGCCUGAAAAAUUAUAUGAAAGGAGGACAGAUGUCUGUCUACAUUGAACUCUCACUCUCCAUGCCUAGUGUGAAAUCUUAGGGAAUUAUUUUGCCAUUUGUAUGACUGUUUCUUAUAUGUUCUUAUAGUUAAACAUAGGAAUAUGAAUCUUUUCUUCAGUCUCAGUUGUUUUUGUUUUGUUUUUUGUUUUUCCAGCUCCUUAUCAUGGGGAAGUCUUUAAGGAUAACUCUCUGAGGUCAGAUGCCACUGAUAGUGAUUUGUGACAGCCACCAAGAACCUCUUAGGGACUAAAUGACCCUGGAGGGAGCUGUGAACAUCUAGACUGCUGUUAGGAGUGAUUACCGUUUGGUUAGUUAAUAGUCCAGUGGACAGGAUUGUAGAGGUACAUCAGAUGUGCAUAUAACUGCAGUUUCUUUUUAGCCGGGUUGGAGAGUGCUACUCUGUGUUAACCAUGUCCUCAACCAGUGUUAAGGCUCUUUCAAAAUACAGGGACCUAGCACUGGUCAGGACAGGAUUAAAACCCACACAGUUCAGACUUAUCUGUACAGCAAAGCCAAACCGUGUUUGUUAGUGUCAGAGAUUGCUGUGCUCUUAAUAGUCAUUUGAUGCAGGGGAUUUUAGAAGGAUGGAAUUGUGCAAAUGUAACUGAAGUAUAAAUCCAUUUGACAUUGAGUCUAGCCCUUUCUGUUAAGGCCUGACUACAGAAGAUGUUAUUUUGACUCACUGAACAUAGUAACAAUGGUCGCAUCCACACAUGGUGCAGAUGUUUGGUUCCCCAGGGACAACUAGCAGCGGCUCACCUUGCGCUGCUGCUACUACUUGUCCCCAGGAAAUGCACCAUGCUCUGGUGCGCGGCAAGAUACUCCCGGGGGCAGCCUUUCUUGGGGGGGCACCUGGGACUGCAGCAGCAGUGAUCCUGCGACGUGGAACCUGGCUGGCAGCCACAGUGUGGCUCUGGGUGACCUGGCUCUACUUUUGAGCAGCGCACGCUACCUGUGUGGACUCUGCUCCACCUUUUUUCUCUGGGUUUUUUUGACCCCUGGAAGAACAGAACACACAGUGAAUAUAGUCCCUACUCAUGCUUACGGUGUGACCUGUACAGACACAUGGAUGGAACAUUAUGACUGAAGUUUGUGCCCAGUUGUUUCCAACGGUUUACCUGUUUUCUAACUAAACUGACUUCAUUAUUCAGCUGACAUCGGAUCUGAGGUGGUGACCCAACAUCUACUGAAAGAAAGGGGAAUCUUUCCAUUGUCUUUUGCCAGAUUUGUAGCUGCCCUAAUUUAACACUUUAAAAAAUUUCAUUUAUAAAUAGCAUGUUCUUGUACAUUUUUAAAGUGUGGUUGACCAAAAAAGAUUCCUUUUUGUCUCUGUGUUAGUUAAUACCCAAUUGACCCAUUUAAAAUACUGAAACAGAUGCACUUGUUGAUACAAACAUAUAUUUAUUAGAGAAUUUAUAUACCUAUUUUGGAAGACAAAAUGAAGAAAUUGCUUGUGCAGCUCUGUGCUCUGCCUACUUGUGGAUACAAAUACGAGCUU
Alligator sinensis (Chinese alligator) is the source of this 2913-nucleotide messenger RNA. It is a transcript of the gene ACBD6, whose product is annotated as acyl-CoA binding domain containing 6. The transcript has 8 exons. The record is from RefSeq and is a predicted model, not a curated record. NCBI's taxonomy places the organism in Eukaryota, Metazoa, Chordata, Crocodylia, Alligatoridae. Gene Ontology annotation, molecular function: protein binding; fatty-acyl-CoA binding. The annotation marks the transcript as partial.